AAAAACAUCAAACUAUACCAAAAGAAACAGUUCCUCCCACCUCUUCCUGAGGAUUACCAACAUUAAUUUGUAUAAUUUCUCUCUUCGUGUACUACAUUCUAGUCUACAACUUGCUUUAGCCACUCAACAAGCAACUGUCUACUUCUGCCCUGUGAGCAUACGCACGGCUACUUCAGUUUACGUUUCCUUCUACUGAUGAAUGUGGAAGUGGUCUCAACCUUAUUGGAUGGCGAUGAGGAAUGCUGUAGAGAACAUUCUUAUGCUUAUAUCCUAGUGCCCUUUCUUUGAACAUAUUUGCGGGGCCACUGUGGGAAAGUGGGGUUGCUGCACCAAAGAGUUUGUACUUCUACAGUGUUUAACACUUUCAAUUUACUUUGGUUAACAUUAUGCUCCUUGCAGACUCCUGAGUAACAGACAAGAUCUGCACUGUCUUGAAUUCCCACCUGAAAUUGUUGGAUUGGGGGAUCUCCAUCUCCUGCCAAAUCAAUAAUCAACUGCUGCUCUCUGAGCAAGUGAUUUGCAGACAUGGAGUAAGCCUCUGCUGUGGGUGAGCAGUAGAGUGUGAGGUCAUUCUUUUCCAAGGCAAGGAAGGGUGGCCCUUAAUCUCCCCAUAUGCCUGCUCUGUGUUCUAUGGGAUCUUCUAACCUGCUUCCUGCCUGCGCCCACGGCACCCCCUGCCCCCACGGCACCGCCUCCCCCUGCAUUUCUGCUUCCACCCACUGUGGCAAGAGAUCUGGGUAUAAACAAAUAAAUAACGCAACACAAUAGCUGCUUCUAAAGACCGGCCAAACUGAGUUGGGGAGACAGAACACAGAUGGCUAAAAAACAAACUAAAAAUACAAGACGGUAUAUAAAAAGCAGCGAAUAAAUAUAAAUAGUAAGCAUCCUCACAGCAGCCGGGAGGAAGGAAGGAAAACAGUGGCUGGGAGUUGGAACCUCAGGGCAGGACGUAUGGUAGAUGUGUGGAAUGCCUGUCCCAGGGCACCAGGCGUGUGGGGAGACAGCUAUAAAAACUGUGAAAAUGGGCUGAUAGAAGAAGAUAGCCUGACAGACAGGAAAAUAAGAGAGAGGGCCCACUUCUGACAACUGACAGUGAGCAGGGUUUGUAGCGUUCUUUGAGACUGUUAGUGACACUUCACAGAAGUUCUUCAUCACUCUUUUAUGUUUGUUUUUGAGUGUUGUGGGUGGUGCGGGUAGUUUAUUAAAAUUUUAAGAACUGGAGGAAAGCUUCCAGCAUCCUUCCUAAAAAGAAACUCACCUAUUUGUAAAUAUAGACAACAUUUUCCUUCAGGAUUUCAGGGUCCCUUGCUUCUACCUUACCUUGAGAAACUUUUAAUUAGAGUGUAUCUGAAAGAAAUAAAGUUGCAACCCAAGAUAAUUUAUCUAGAAAAAACGUUAGCCAAGUAUGCAGAUCAUGGUCAAAAUUGCUAGCCCGUGUGAGUAAGACACCAGCAAUAUUUGAAUAUUUAUGAAUCGUCAAACCAUGAAGCUGGUCCCAAACAGGUGGGUAAACAACCUCAGAGGUCUUCCCUCGCCCUCAAACUUCUCCUCUACAUCCGCAGUUUACCCAGCGUGUAUCCGUGGAGGGAAUGCUCUGGCUUUUUCGGACCCCAAACAAGCCAAGCUCUUGAAAAUGUGAAUCAACAGGAUUAUUUCAGGGCGUGGAACUGCAAUCCACCCCUAGAUGCCGAUUUUGCUGCAGAAAAGAUACUCUUGCUCCCCACCCCCUCCUUUCUUUUUGACAGUCAGUUAAUAAAGACUCAACAAUAAGCAGCUGCCGGUGAUGUCAUUUGGGACUUUGUCCACGGAGCUUGUAUUUACAAGCUCCGAGCCACUACGGAGCCGCAGCCGGGAGCAGCGCGAGUCUCCGCACACUCUCGCCGUCCCGGAUUCGGACUCGGAUUCGUGUCGGGAUUCGGCUUCGCCGCGGGACCUCGCAGCCGCUCGGUCUGAUCCUCGGGAAAGCGGUCUCUGAGCGGCAGUCUUUGCAUGCUUCAAAAAUAAACAGAGGAUAACCGCGGGACAAGGUUUUUAGCCUCAGAGAGUUGUCGAGUUGUGGCAGCUCCCGUGUCUGUCUCCACCACUGCGUGAUUGGUGUUCACCUAGGCGCUCCCUGCAAGUAAGACUGUGACCCUGAAAAGAGACGAGGGAUUCUUAUAAAUCACAAAGGAAAAUAAAUAACUUCACUCAUGGAGGGGAAGAGACAGCUUGAGAAAAGGGACUUUGGAAAAAGGCUGUCUCUGGACAGCAGUCUUGUGGAAUAUAUGGACUCUAAUAAAUACAUUGAGCAUUUGCUAACUCAACUUGAGGAGCAACACAGAAGUCUCUGGAGGGAGAAGUUGGCUGUGGCCCGACUGCAGCGAGAAGUUGCCCAAAGAACAAGUGAGGGGGCAGUGCAUGAGAAGCUGAUACAUGAAUUGGAAGAGGAGAGACACUUGCGUCUUCAAAGUGAGAAGCGGUUGCGGGAGGUUACCCUUGAGUCCGAGUGCAACAGAGCUCAGAUGAGAGGUCUGCAGCGGCAGUUCUCCAGGAUGGAAGAAACAGUACGAAAUCUAUUGCAGAGUCAAGGACCUCCAGAGCAGAACAAAGAGGAAACGGUUAACAUGCUGGUUUAUCAGGAAAAACUGUCAGAGGAAGAGAGAAAACACAAGGAAGCUUUGGACACUCUUCACAUGGUGGUAGAUGAGGAUUCAAGGAGUGAAAGCAGCAGUACAGAUGAGGGAAGAGAGAAAACCAAAUUGCUGUUAGAAAGACUGAAAGCUCUAGAGGCAGAGAAUUCAGCAUUGGCUUUGGAAAAUGAAAAUCAAAGAGAACAGUAUGAGAGAUGUCUUGAUGAGGUAGCCAAUCAAGUUGUUCAAGCUCUGCUCACUCAAAAGGAUCUAAGGGAGGAAUGUGUAAAGUUGAAAACAAGAGUGUUUGAUUUGGAACAACAGAACCGAACACUAAGUAUCCUAUUCCAACAGCGAGUCAGACCAACUUCUGAUCUGCUCCUCCAGGAACCACAACUGAAUGCCAAAUCAGGAACCCCUGCCUUGAGAUGCCCUGGGCUGGGGCUUGUCGUUCCCAGUCAUCUCUGUCCUCGAAACAGCUACAGCAGCAGUGAACUGUCUCUUUCUAGCACCUGCAGUGAGUACUCCAGCGGCUCGUCCUACACAUGGCAUGAUGGGAAGAACCUCAGGAAAAGGCAACCAUCACAAAACUGGGAUAAAAGACUAAGUAUUGAUUCUUCACUCCCAAGUGGCUUUGCUAGUCCUGCAGAUGAACUACCUCCAACUCGGAUCAAGGAAAGCCACAUUUUGGAAGGGCUGAGAAAGCUCCAGAAGCGAAAAGUGUUACUGGAACCCUCAUCAGUGAUAACCAAGUGGGGUUAUAAAGAUUGUAUGAACUCGAAUGAAGGAAUAUAUUCUCCAGGAAUUAAGAGUAGCAGUCUCAAGGAAUAUCCAUCCUGCAAACCACCAGGUGUGGGGAGCCCCUGCCAGGAGUCCCACAAGACAUUUGUUUAUGAUGCAGCUUCCCACGAGGGUGCUAAUGAUGACCCCUCUUCCCUAGCAUUGCUACAAGCAGUUCCAAACCUGGGCUGCAGGCUACACGGCAGCAAAUUAACCCACAGUGUUUCUGACAGUCUCUUUUUCUGGGAGCUGAAUGGAAAACACUUUUCAGGAGGCACGUCCUCAGUUUAUCCCAGAGAAAGGCCUGAGAAGUUGACUCAUGCCAGCAACUGUCCCUUGGAGAGGAAGCUGUGCCCGUGGGUGCGGGUGCCUCUGGUACAGCAGGACAGGGAUCCACAUAGCCAAGGCCAUGAUCACACAGCUCUCACUCUCCAGCUUUCAGACAUGGAUGACAAUGAGACCCUGGAUGAAUUGCACAUAGAGAGCAGUGACGACAAAAGCACUUCAGAGUUGUCAUUGACUGCUGACACCGACAAAUCCACCGAGAACCUGGAUGUCCUCAUGGGAUUUGAGAAAUCUGAGCACGGGUCUCCUGAUGAGGAAAAACAAGUACCCACCCAGUCAGAAACUAGGCCAAAGACAUUUAGUUUCAUGAAACAGCAAAGGGUUGUGAAAAGGACUUCUUCAGAAGAAUGUAUCACUGUAAUAUUUGAUGCAGAAGACAGUGAACCUUUAGAAUUCAGCUCACAUCAGACUGGAGUUGCUGCUGUUACCAGAAAUGAAAUUUCCAUUCACACAGCCCCUGCUGGGCCCACAGCAGAACACACUGAACUUUUACCUCAGGGAAUCACUCAUUUACAUCCAGGGGCUGCUCCAAGAGACUGUCCCUUCUUAAAGAGAUCUGAAGAAGAAACCGAGAAAAACAUUCCAACAGGUGGUGUAGACUGUGUUUCUUCAGCUCCCACUGACCCAUUCAGCUCCAGAACAGUAACACAAAAUGCCCCACAACAAAAGCUGACUAAACCAAUACCCAGUAUGUCAUGUCACAGAAACUCAAGCUCUGUGGCACCUAUGGGUGUCUAUCAAAAGCAAAACCUGACAAAAAUACCAGCCAGGGGCAAGUCUUCACCUCAGAAGUCAAAAGUAACAGAGUCUGAAGGCUCCACACUAAUCCCUUCAUGUGGCCCAGUGACUCUUAAAAAAUCACCCGCCUUACCUCCUGGGAAACUUGCACGGCUCAUGAAGACUGAGAGCACGGGGCCCCUCGGUGAUGUGCGACCAGAUUCACACAUUCCAACGCUCCCCACGCAACCUUCUCGUGGCCCUAGAAUGUCCAGCAGGAGGGACUGGGCUCAGUGCCCCAAGAGUCAGACGCCAGGGUCAAGAUCAAGGCUGCUCAUUGAGGCUUGUGACAGUGGAGAGCCUCCCACAAGGGACAAAUACUGUGCUUCUGGGCCAGAGGUUACUCCGGCAGGGGUGACAUCUCCUUCCCCACCACCCCCUCCAGGCAGGUCGGUGUCCCUGCUCAGGUCCCACUAUGACUCUGCAUUACCACCUGCAUCUGCCACUCCUGAAAGCAGGCUCCCCAGUGACACAGGGAGAGCAGUAUGCAAAUCGCCCCUGCUGAAAGGAGCCUCUGCUCCAGUCACUUCUCAUCAGGCCACAACAGAAGUGCAGAAGAAGAAACCUUCCAUAGCCUUCAAAAAGCCCAUUUUCCCUCAUGUCCUGCCUUCCGCAGAGGCAGUGAUUCACCCUGGAUGCCCUGCUCAUGCCCCCUCCAGCUCAUUUGCUGUGAUGACUCCCAGGGCUCCAAAGGUCUCGCCAAAGAGAGGUGUUCCUAAAACCUCUCCUCACCAAACACUUGGGACCACACACAUGGACACAGGGUUACGGGUGCCUAAGACUUGUCCUUCAACCCAUGAGUCACUGGAGAUACCACCCUCCAAGAGUGUAUCUCCAGGAAAAAGACAAGUGAACGACAGUGUCCAUGCAUCCCCCAAGCCUUUCUUCUUGGGAGCAAAUGAGUCACCAUCCUCUCAGGUGAGCAGUUCCACAUCCUCCGCUUCUUCCUCUAAAAGCCAUAGCACCCCGAAUGGUUGUCAAAAUGCUCGUGAGAAAGGACUGAAAACUCGCCUCCCAGUGGGGCUCAAAGUUCUCAUGAAGUCUCCCCAGUUGCUCAGGAAAAGUUCCACAGUGCCAGGGAAACAUGAAAAGGAUAGUUUAAAUGAGGCUUCUAAAAGCUCUGUAGCUGCAAGCAGGCCUAAGCUUGAGGACUCCAGGAAUCCAGCAAACCUGGAGGCUGCAGGAUGUAAAGGAAACUCCCCUACACUGGGUUUACACACAGCAGACAGGUUAGCUGAAGGACUUCCCCUGGAAACAGUGCUGCCAGAGGCCCUGGGAAAUGGCACCCCUGCAGCUGAUGGUAGAGACAGAAUAGAAAACAGAUCAGUGAAAAGAUCCCUUUCCUCUAGCAAGCCACAUCUAAAGCCAGCCCUAGGCAUGAAUGGUGCCAAAGCCCGAAGCCAGAGCUUCAGCGCUCACUCAGGAGACAAGCCCUCUCCACCCACUGUGGAAGGGCCAGGCAAAAUCCGAACUCAGAUUAUUACCAACACAGCAGAGAGAGGCAACUCUCUUACCCGGCAGAACACCUCCAUGGAGGGCUCCCCCAGCCACACCGGUUCUACUCCCACAUCUGAGAGUCUUCUCUGUGCUGGGCACCCGUUUUCCAGGCAAGGCUCCCUGGGGAGCACAGGCAGCACCAACAGCCAGCAUGGGAGCCCAAGCAAGCUACCUUUGAGGGUCUCCCCAAAGUCUGAAGGACUUCACACCCAGCCUGGAACAGAAGACCCCCAGGUUUACAUAGGAGGAGAAUGUGUUAGCGUGGCUCUACCUGAGGAAUCAGGCAGUGACCACUGCAGGUGCCCACCCACUCCAACAGACUGCCCUCUCGUGCCUCAGGCCCCAGGAAGGUCACUGCGUCCAAACAGUUUAGAAACAAGCAGGACUUCCAAGCUAGAAAUUUCUGGAAGACAUCCAGAUGUCUCUACAACCAGGACUGGUGCUAUAAGCCCAGAAGCCCCCCUCUCACCCACAAUCGAAGAAAAGGUCAUGUUGUGCAUUCAGGAAAAUGUGGAAAAGGGCCAAGUGCAAACAAAGUCCACCUCUGUGGAAGCAAAGCCUAAGCCUGGGCCUUCUUUUGCCAGCUGGUUUGGUUUUCGAAAAAGCAGACUUCCAGCUCUCAGUAGCAGGAAAAUGGACUUCUCCAAAGCCAAGGUGGAAAGGAAAGAUGUGAAAGUCUUGGGGUUUGGAAACAAACAGCUGAAAUCAGAAAGAAAGAAAGAGAAAAAGAAGUCUGAGCUGCAGUGUGUGACAGAAAAUGAGCUUAACAGGAGCACCAGGUUGGCAGAUACUCCUGACAGUGGAUUACAAAGCAAAAGUAAUCUAAAACCAUCACAAGAUAUGUGCAACCACAUGAACUUUGAACCAAGAAACAGACCCAACCCUGUUACAUGUUCAACAAAAGACACCUUUAUGGUGGAACUUCUGAACAGAGUUGACAAGAAAGGAACUCAACAGAUGGAAGGUGGAUCAAAUAAUGUUUCCUGCAGGAACGUGUUAAAGGGCAGUUCCCAGGGCUCCUGUCUCACUGGCAGCUCUAUCAGCACUCAAGGAAGCCACAAGAAAAACAUCAAAACCAAAGUGGAUAUGGAAAUAUCCAGAGACUCCCUGGUAAAAGAGGCAAAUGAAAAUCUACAAGAGGAUGGAGAAGACACAAUUGCAGAUUCUGCAUUUCAGAGCCAUGUCGUAGAAUCAAACUGCCAGAUGAGAACACUGGACAGUGGCAUCGGGACCUUCCCACUCCCAGACUCAGGAAAUCGUGUGACAGGACGCUACACCUGCCAGCCAGACUGCUCGGAGGACACUGAGCCCCUCCUGUCCCUCCAGCAGGCUCCUUCCAUAGCCUCCUCCAUCAGAGCCCACACCCUUGACCAAGAAGUGCCUUCCUCCACAGACAGCCAGCUUGCUACAGAGACGGCCACUGUUCAUUCCGCAUCCGAGCCCAUCAUGAUGGCCAGAGUGACACGACCUCCUCAGUGUCACCUCCCCAAGCCAGCCUCCUCAGGAAAAACCAGUUUCCAAAAGCAGAAUGAAGCAGAGCUGAGGCCUCAGACGUGCUCAUCAUUUGAAUAUGCUGAAGACACAGCAGCAGGCAAACCACUUCCAGACUGGGGCAGUGAUGACCCUGCCCCCGAGACCCAGAAAUUGAAACAAGUUGAAGAAACAAAAGAAGAUCCUGAGAAUAGAUUAUCUAAAAUUUCCCUUGAGUCGUUCAAUAAAUUUAACAGCAAUAGUGUGAUUUUAUUAGAAAAAGAGAACUCCCUGAGCAAGGUUGGAGGACAAAAGGAAGAAAGAGAAAGAAAUGAAGAGGCAUCUUUAAGUAGCUCCGAUCGGCCUGGGGUAGACAAUUUGGAAUCUUUGAGUGAUUCUUUAUAUGACAGCUUUUCCUCUUGUGCAAGUCAAGGUUCAAAUGAUGUAUAAAGGAUUUUUCACCCCCUUAGAGCUGGGAAUAGAGCACUUAAAAAAUGAAAGCAGGGCGGGGUGGCGGAUGUACAGCUGUUAGCCGUAAAGGAUUGCAACACCUGUGCCUACCUUGGGGCGUAUACAGCAGGCAACCCACCAGGGCUUCUUUCUCUGACAGGGCAAUAAAGAUUGAAUCCAUUGCUGUGUUUCAAGAGGAUUAAAAGUAAACACGAUACAGAAUUCUUAAUUUUGCACUUUUUAAAAUACUUGUACAGAAGUUGUAAAUUUUUUUGGAAGAGAAAUUAUAUUUGUAGGGAAGAAAAAGAUAGCAAUAAAAGGAAUCUGUGCCAUGCUCUUGAAAUGAUGUACUAAGUCUUAGAAGUUGAUGAUAAUAUAUAUUUUUAAAAAUUCCAGCUAAAGAUUUUGUGAAGUUCAUUGUCCUCGUCCUCAACAUAUUUGUGGGUACACUCUGUAAACCUACACCACGGCCUGCAGAAAAACCAGAGAGAUCCUGCUCAUCUCCAUCUCACAGUCUCAUUUUGAUAGAUGUUUUUAAUUGCAGUGCAGUUUUAUAAUUGUUGCCCAAGAGAUUCACGUUUUAAUAAUAAUUCUGCUUCCACCGAAGAAUGAAGUGUGGACACUGGGAAAUGUGACCCUAUGUCCAGAAGCAACCUAAUCCUACUUCUAGGAUUUCCCUCUAGACAUUUCCUUACAUCCCCUCUACUUAGUGAUUGUCUAUGACUCUCGAUAUUAUUUGUUGAUUUUCAUCUUCCUACUUUUAAAAAUUACAAUCUGGGUACUCUGGAAAUGAAAACAAAUUCCUAUUUGGUAUGUUCACUUUCUAACAAAUAAAAUCAGUGAUUGGUGCUACAAAAAUGUCUUACUUUUUAAUAUUCUUUUUGCUACAAAGACUUUAUAUGUAAGGAUAAAUUCUAUUUUAAAGGUUAUGUGUAUUUUUUCUAGAUGUGAACUAUUUAUAAUUGCUUUUGUACAGGAGCUUGUAAACUAGGUAUAAUAGAGAUACUUUUAGGAUCUACUUGGUUACUUUAGCACACAAUUGUGUCUUUAAAGAAUAUUGUAUGAUCAGUGUUAUUUUGUUAAUUUGUGCAAUUUGUUAUAUCUGAAUUUUGUUACCCUAAUGAAAAUUAUGUAAAGCGUCCUUGUCUUUCAGGCUUUUAAAAAUCCUUUUGUUUCAUUUCUGAAUAAAGUCCUUCCACAGUUGUACCCUCUAUAUGCUGAAAAGAACUUGCUCACGAACCCUCUGGCUCACUCAGCUGUAUCAGUCGUGAUUCACACGUGUUCCCAAGGAUGGCUUUCCCGAAGGAAUAAAUAAACUGGCCCUUUUG
Molecule: messenger RNA, 9256 nt
Organism: Chinchilla lanigera (long-tailed chinchilla)
Lineage: Eukaryota; Metazoa; Chordata; Mammalia; Rodentia; Chinchillidae
Gene: Nckap5
Product: NCK-associated protein 5
Exons: 17
Coding region: 2190-7928 (1912 amino acids)
Biological process (GO): microtubule depolymerization; microtubule bundle formation
Cellular component (GO): microtubule plus-end
Source: RefSeq, a predicted model, not a curated record